CAUCAUCAGCAAAAAUUAUAAUUUGUGAAUGAAAUACGAAUUAAUUUUAGAAUUUGUGAAUUGAAACUACAAUUUUGUGAUUAAUUUUACUAUUUGUGGAGUAUUUCGUGCAAAUAAGUACCUGUUACCUUGUCUCUCUACGAGCAACUGAACAACACUGCGACUAAGGGGAACCAAUGGGGAGGCUUUCAAACGUACUCUAUGUUGGUCAAAACGGAUUUAAGCAGUUCCGUGACGACACUAGAUUGCCAUCAUUCGAUUUUGCCGAAAUCAAUAUUGAGCCACAAUGUGAGAAUUUCGAAGGAAAGUCCAUCAAAGUGGACGCAACAUUGGCAUAUAGUGUUGUAGCGGUAGGAUGUAGGGUGAUUUUCAAAGGAUUCCUCGAGGGCAAAGAAAUGACGAAAUCUCAUAAAUUUUUGCACGAUAUACGCGACAUUUCUUGCAAUUCCAAGCAUUGCUUGAUUUUAUUGGCAAAUGGUGAGCUUUUUCGGUACUCCGUGGAAAGGAACCACAUGUUGCUGCUAAAUUUUAUUGCGACUGAGGGAGAUUUGAAAACUGGUGAGCAUCUAAUCACCCACAUUGCCUGUGGAGAGACGAAAAAUAUCGCUGUAACUAAUCAGAAUGUAAUCUACGAUAUUCCAUCUAAGAUUUAUAAAUUCGAUAAGCACAUUAAAGUUCAAAAAAUAUCCUGUGGCCAUGAACAUGCAGUUCUUCUUACGAAGAAUGGAGAUGUCUUUUCUUGGGGCAAUGGACUAAGGGGUCAAUUGGGUCAUGGAGAUCUGGAGAACCGUACGGAGCCUGAAUUAAUUGAAGCCUUGGCUGGGAUAAAGAUCAUUGAUAUUUCGGCUGGAGGUUGGCAUAAUGCAGCUGUAUCAGCUUUUGGAGAUCUGUACACGUGGGGGUGGAAUGUUAAUGGACAAUUGGGGAUUGCUGUAUCGAAUCCUUCUCUCCCAUCUGCAGAAUUUACCCCAGUUGUCUUUUCCCUUCCUGAAAUUAUCGAGCUUCCAUGCAACAAUGAAGAACUUGACUUGGAUUCUCAGUUUAAAAUUAUUUCCGUUGCAUGUGGCAAUCAGCAUACAUUCAUCAAGACUGAAUGUGGAAAAAUUCUUUCAUCAGGCCUCAAUGCAUUCGGUCAAUUGAGCGUCCCAAAGAAUAAUAAACGUAAGUUUCAAGAUAAAUUUUUAAUUGUAAAAGAAGAUGCCAGUAAGUGGUCCAUUAUAUGUGGCACCUACUGUACAAUUUUACUCUCUCCAUGAAAUGCAACACAUUUUCUAUAUAAUAAAGAAUAA
Messenger RNA from Lutzomyia longipalpis, 1289 nucleotides. Its product is annotated as RCC1 domain-containing protein 1. Lineage: Eukaryota; Metazoa; Arthropoda; Insecta; Diptera; Psychodidae. The record is from RefSeq and is a predicted model, not a curated record. The transcript has 4 exons. Bases 177 to 1256 code for a protein of 359 amino acids.